AUGCGUCCUUUCUUCGUUCUCCUCGUUCUCUGGCGGCUGACCGUUGCGGACCUUUCUGUUUCUCGGCCUUCCGCAGGCGCGAAGUUCUCAGGCAGCUCGGGCGCCGCGUCAGUUGAGGUGGAGUGGAUCGAGGCCGGCGGUGCUCCGGCGCUGUCGUCUGUCUCCGAGUUUACGUUUGUUCUCUGCUCGGGUCCCAACUCCGACAUACAGGCCGUCACCAAGAUCUCAACCGUGCAGGCCUCCAGCGUGGCCGCGGGCAAGCACAAACUCUCGAUAGACCGCGCGUUGGUCUCCAACGGCAUGUACUUUGUCCAAGUGGUGGCGGUCUCUCCGGAGUACGUCACAAUUCACUAUUCCAAUAGGUUUACGCUGGAGGGCAUGCAAGGCCGGAACCGAGCGCUCUCGGUCACCGACUCCAGGCCCCCUGCCGCAGAGAUCAUAAGGGUCGGAGGCGAAAAUCCACCACCGCCAAUCAACUCGGCGUCCUUUUCAAUCACCUAUGUUUCGCAGACGGGCUCCUGGCGUUUCGCGCCCAUGCAAUCCCAGCCGCGCGCGACUAUCACCGCCACAACCUGGACUCGGCAACACCCGACCAGCGCGUGCACUUAUUUCGCUAGCGACCCGCCACAGCCUAAAUGGUAUACUACUGUCACGCCCGGCUGGGACUACACCCUCCAAAUUCGGUAUAACGACGCUCACCCGGCACCACAUCCAGAGAACAACGGCGGCUGGUACAACGCGGAAAAUAGAAAAACACUAAGCGCGAGGAAAAUAAAUCACCCCUUGGGGUGA
This is a messenger RNA of Lachancea thermotolerans CBS 6340, 792 nucleotides long. RefSeq names its product Knh1p (gene KNH1). Gene Ontology annotation, cellular component: extracellular region. The record is from RefSeq and is a predicted model, not a curated record. Bases 1 to 792 code for a protein of 263 amino acids. The transcript has a single exon. Gene Ontology annotation, biological process: (1->6)-beta-D-glucan biosynthetic process; fungal-type cell wall organization; cell wall biogenesis. NCBI's taxonomy places the organism in Eukaryota, Fungi, Ascomycota, Saccharomycetes, Saccharomycetales, Saccharomycetaceae.